GUCGGACCUGGCGCUGCCGUUCGUGCUGCUGAUGGAGGACGAUGUGGUCGCCUUCUGGUGCUUUGCGCGCCUCAUGGCGAAGGUCCGUCCCAACUUCCAACCGAGUCCCGACGGCGUCUUUGCGCCCCUGGCAGCCCUGUGGCCUCUCCUUUCCGCGCUGGACCCGCCUCUCGGCGCCCACCUAGCUCGCCUGCAUGCGCACCCCUGCCACUUCGCACACCGCAUGGUUGCCGUACUCAUGCGGCGAGAUCUGACAGCAGAUCUGGCCGUACGGCUGUGGGAGCAGCUCUGGGCGGACGAUGCGUUGGAGGCGCGAACGGCGCGAAGGGAGGCGGAGCAGAGGGCGACGGAACGAAGGAAG
Molecule: messenger RNA, 361 nt
Organism: Astrephomene gubernaculifera
Lineage: Eukaryota; Viridiplantae; Chlorophyta; Chlorophyceae; Chlamydomonadales; Astrephomenaceae
Source: the annotation of a GenBank genome assembly